This is a messenger RNA of Blepharisma stoltei, 216 nucleotides long. NCBI's taxonomy places the organism in Eukaryota, Ciliophora, Heterotrichea, Heterotrichida, Blepharismidae. The record is from the annotation of a GenBank genome assembly.
AUGUGAGAAAUUUUGGAUAGAAAAUGAAGAAUGGAAGCUAAUUUCUGAUUGAAAGAAGAGAAUAUAAAGUGAUGAUGAGGAGCUUUGCUAAGAAAUGUGCUAAUUGGAAGCUCGAAAUUAAGUGAAAAGUGAUGGUGCAUGAGAAAAUCAAUUAAACCUGGUAAAGUAGCAGGAACUUAUUGUGAAAUGUGAAUGUUCAGUUUUUCCAGACAUUAG